Molecule: messenger RNA, 3351 nt
Organism: Ruditapes philippinarum (Manila clam)
Lineage: Eukaryota; Metazoa; Mollusca; Bivalvia; Venerida; Veneridae
Product: myb-like protein X
Exons: 3
Coding region: 405-2636 (743 amino acids)
Source: RefSeq, a predicted model, not a curated record
ACAGGAACCUCGGACAGAUUAUUAUUAUCUGUCCGGAUAACCUGUGAGAUACAGGUAUGUGAACAGGCAAUUCUUGUGAGACUCAACACCUUUACAAUACCAUGUAUCAUUAUAGUGCUUAUUAAUUAUGAAAAAUUCAUUUCAAGGACCUAUAACCGUACAACUCUCUACGGCAUAUGACACGAGGCAUGGAUUAUUAAAAGUUAUUGACUUUGUAAAUUAUUAAUGAGUUUGACUCAUUUUCAGUUUUACAGUGACAAUACUUUUCAUGGAAGUUUUCAACAACUAGGUGGAAACAUUGGAAAAUUCUUAUACAAAAAUUUGCAGGUGUGUUUUAAGACUAAAGGAGGAUCUAAACAUGACUUCUGUAUUUUACCAGCGAGAUCCACCAGAAUAUAGAACCUAUGGCGAGUGUUCUUGUUGACUUAGAGGACAUUUCAUACAUUGAUGACAUAACUGAUGAAGAAUUGAUCAAUUCUGAAGAGGAAACUUGUCAAAAAGCAAAGAAAAGAAAGAAAAACACACUUAUAGGAGAGAGACUGAUGAUUGAUCCAAACGAGGAACUUGUGAAGGAGUUGAGGCAGGAGAGACAGGAAAAUAAGAAAGAGCUUUAUCCAAUCAAGGAAAGGGAAAACCAGACAGAGAAAGACACUGCUAGACUACAACAAGUCCUCAAAGAACAAGAAAAACAGAAAGUUUUACAAGAACUUAGAGAAGAGAGGGCACAGCUAAUUACAGAGUCCAAAGAUGAAAGGCAUAAACUGGAAGAGCAAGAACAUAAAGUAGGGGAAGAACUUGACUUAGCAGAAACAUCUCAACUUUAUAAACCAAAACAAUACAGCAUGACAAAGGAAAGUAACAUUAAAAUGAACAAAGAUACCGAGAAUAAGGACAUUAAGAGAAAAAGUCAGGAAAGUGUUAAUUUGGAUAUAGAAAAUGCAGAACAUGCAAAUGAAGAGGAAUCAGUCUCAAUCUAUGGGGACAAUGUAAAACUGGAUACAACUGCUGAAUCUGAAAAGAAAGAGGACAUAGUUACAGAACAAAAUGAAGCAAAGGAUAAUGUAAGUGAUAAAUCAAAGCUGGUUAAUUCAGGCAGUAAAUCAGAUUUAAGGUCUAAGGGAAAGAAACAAAGAUCCCCAGGGGUGGGAAAGGAGAAUAGAAAUGUACAAAGGAAUAUCGACACUACUGAUGGUGGGGAUAAGAAAUUAUUUGUUGAUGAAAAUGAAACUGAUACUGCUCUUCUACUACAGGAGGAUAACUCUUUUGAUAUUGGUGAGAAUAAUCGAUCUGACUACAAUGGUGCAAAGCCAAAGUUGUACACUCGAAGAGUAAAUGGACACGAUAUGCAAUUAAAAGAACUAAAUCUUGAAAUAUAUCCAAACAUCGAAACAUCUGGAAAACUAAGUAAAGACAAAGCUGCAAUGAAGAAAAAAUCUAAAGCAAAACAGGAUUCUUCUGAGGAGACUAUAAACACUACAAAACCAGACAUUAAGAUUCUUGUCACAAAUGAAGAUGGCAAUGAAGUUUUCACUCAUCAUAUGAGUGAAAGUACAACUGAAACAUCUAAAGAUGCAUGGAACAGUAACAAAAGUGAGUUAAGCAGUCCAUCAGGUGUCACAUCUAGCACUGACACAGGCAGGUCUACUCCUUUAAAUUACCUGAGAAAAAUGUCCGAGGAUAAUGAAGGGAAGAAAAGUAACCACCUAUUGGAACAACAAGAGAUUUAUAAACAACAAAAAGCGAAACCAUUUGAGAACUUUUCAAAGGUUAAAGUUGCGCAAAUUUCAACAGGAAUUGAAGGCGACUCAAAACGAAGUUACAUAAAAACAAUGACUAUUAUGCCAGACAAGAAACUUGUGCUGUUCGAUAGGAAAAAUCGGUGCCUUAAGCUUUUUGACAAAGACUUUAAUCCUUUAGAUAAAAUAAGUAUCACAUCAAAGUAUUGUGGAUUAGCAGCAGUGUUUGAAGAAACACUUGCAGCAACACUGCCUGGUACAAGGAAAUUGCAAUUCUAUCACAUUGAUAGUGAUACCAACAAAAUAAAUCGUGAACGAACCCAUCCAGUUGAGGGUGAAUUUUAUUCAAUCACUCACCAUCAUCACCGGAUUUAUAUGCUUCAAAGGAUUCGAGCUCACAACUUCACUGAGCAUGAUGAAUGGGAAAUCAAGAGAGUUAAUAUCAAUAAAAAUACAGAUGAAAUGAAAACACUGCGUUCAUUCUCACCAGGACAUAAAGAUUGUAACCUACUUGCCAAUGACCAUGGGUUGUACAUUACCAACAGACUAGAGAACGAGGUUUUAAUGCUGAAACAUGAUGGAACAUUUCAAUAUCGUCACAAGACAGACCUUUCACUUCCAGUAGGAAUAACAAGUGACAGAUUUGGCAACAUUUAUGUAUGUGGUGGUUCGAUGACCUCCUUUAUUGAAGUGAUCAAGCCGGAUCUACGGCGUUACCGUAUGAUCUAUAAAAAGACGUCCAGCAACCCUGUUGCCUUAUGUUUCAACAAGGAGGAUAACAUACUCUAUAUCAGUGAUCAGAUCAUUGGCAAGGUCAUUAAGUACAGGAUACAACACAAUGGAACCGUCCAGGGGCUUAUGAGAUCUAUGCUGAUCAGCACCUCAAGUCAAGAUUCAUAACCAAAACUUGCUAUAAAUCAAACAAAAUAUUCCUACAGAUUAACACUUGAUUAUGAUAUAUAUGUAUACAAAAUAAUGUGCCUAUUCUUAUUUACAAAAUGACCCUAACAACAAAUUAAAUUCUCAGGUAUUGAAUUAAGAAUAUGGAGAGAAAUAUUCUAACACUAUGAGAAAUUCUAACUAUUUGGCACUAAAACUAAGAUACAUGUACAACAACCUUGAGGAAAUGAUUUUUUUUUAUCUAACAUCAACUUUAUUACACAAAUUAUUUAUUUGCUGAUGAAAAAAUCCAACAACUACCAUUUCUGACCUCAAGUAAGUGAAUGAAAUGGUUAAAGUUAUUGUCUGGGUGGAGUCUGUCUAUUCUUUGAGUGAUUCUGAUCAGUGAUAUACUAAAAAUAGCCACCUGUCAUGUGACAAGAUCAGUAAAUAAUAAAGUUGCCUUUAUACAAUCAGAUGCCUGGUUCCAAGAUUUAGCACGGACACACAAUGUGAUACAAUGAUGAUGAAGAUGAAAGAUGUAGAUACUAGUAUACUGUAUAUAAUAUGCUAUGCAAGUAAAAGAGGGUUUAUACCCAGUGCUCAUAUUGUAUAUAAAGUUAUAUAAUUAUAUCCUAUCAUUGUUAUAUUAAUAUAUCGUCAUCUAAGAGCGGUAACGGGUUAACUCCUUAUAUUAUUUAAUAGGAGAAAACCCAUUACUGCACUAAGGUGACAA